AUGCUGCUUUCAAAAAAAUGUUUCUAUAUUGACAGUCUCAGAAUAUCUGAUCCAAUAUUUGAUUCAUUCUACUUUCUUUUCAAUAACCAAGGCGAUUCAAAUGGCGCGAGAUGGAGCUCGUGGAAACCGUUAAUUUACAUUGUUCGCGUCAUUUUUCAGUCAAUUAUUGUAAAGUACUUCAUUAUUUUCUCGAAUAAAUGGACCUAA
This is a messenger RNA of Rotaria socialis, 207 nucleotides long. The record is from the annotation of a GenBank genome assembly. Lineage: Eukaryota; Metazoa; Rotifera; Eurotatoria; Philodinida; Philodinidae.